Lonchura striata (white-rumped munia) is the source of this 1751-nucleotide messenger RNA. NCBI's taxonomy places the organism in Eukaryota, Metazoa, Chordata, Aves, Passeriformes, Estrildidae. The record is from RefSeq and is a predicted model, not a curated record.
GGCGGCAGCGGCCGGGCCCCGCGCGCUCCAUGGCGGCCGCCGGCGGCCCCGACGAGGCGGACGAGGCGGUGCGCGGAACGUGCGAGGACGCGUCCGUCUGCAAACGGUUUGCUGUGAGUGUUGGCUACUGGAAGGACCCUUACAUCCAGUAUUUUGUGAGACAAGCCAAAGAAAGGAAGGCACCUGAGAUCAACAGAGGUUACUAUGCUCGUGUGCACGGGGUCAGUUACCUGAUCAAGGCUUUCCUGGAGAAGACAGAAUGCAACUGUCAGAUUGUGAAUCUUGGGGCUGGCAUGGACACCCUGUUCUGGAGGCUGAAGGAUGAAAACCUUCUCCCUAGGAAAUAUUUUGAAGUGGAUUUUCCAAUGAUCGUUGCAAGAAAAAUCCAUAAUAUCAAAUCAAAACCUCCCCUGUCAAAACCAAUUAUGGAAUCUCAUUCAGGGGACUCUCUUCUAAUAGAUUCCCACAGCCUGGACUCCAGUCGCUACUCCAUAGUGGGAGCAGACCUGCGCUUCUCCUCAGAGCUGGAGGAAAAGCUAAGGAAGCACAGCUUGGAUGUGCAUUUGCCAACGCUGCUGGUGGCUGAGUGUGUGCUGGUUUACAUGACCCCCCAGCAGUCUGCAAAUCUGCUCAAGUGGGCAGCAAACACCUUCCCCGUGGCCAUGGUUAUCAAUUAUGAGCAGGUGAACAUGCGGGACCGCUUUGGGCAGAUCAUGAUCGAGAACCUGCAGCGCCGGCAGUGCAACCUGGCCGGGGUGGAGCUCUGCAGCUCCCUGGACUCCCAGAGGGAGCGGCUGCUGGCCGGCGGCUGGGAGAACGCCCGUGCCAUCGACAUGAUGAAGGUGUACAGCUUCCUGCCACAGGCUGACGUCAGGAGAAUAGAAGCCCUUGAAUUCCUGGAUGAAAAGGAACUGUUUGAACAGCUGAUGCAGCACUACUGCAUCUGCUGGGCUUCCAAGGACAGCAGCAACCUGGGUCUGGCAAACAUCGACUUCUGAGGGCUGCAGCAGGGAGCCCUGCAGAGCUGGGGCCUGGGCCAGGACGUGGAGAGGAUGGGAUUGGCACGUGCCAGCCCCGGGCUGUGCCUGGGACACUCCUGGUGCUGCUGGGGACGGGCACCUCUGGGUGGAUUCAGGAGCAUCUCCUGUGAGCAGGACCUGCCUCUGCCCCCAGCCUCCACGGGGGCUCGCACGAGGCGUCGGUAACUCCUGCACAGAGCUUGCCUUCCUUAGUUCAAACUGAAAGUAAAGUGUUCUUGGGUUCUUUGAUUUCCCUCGUGUGUGUGUUUGUGGCUGUGUAACACGUGUUUGUGGCAGGAGCCCGGGGAGCUGCAGCAGGGGCUGGCUGAGCAGGAAUUCUGGGCAUUUUUGGUCUCUUCAGGUCUAAUUUGGAUGGAGUGUCACCGUGUCAGCUUCUCCAGGCUUCAGUGAGAAUGCUGACACUGCUGGGGGUUCUUGGAGGGGAAGGAGGUGACCGCUGUCUGUGGUCGGUGAUGUACAAGAAACUGGAAAAUAGACUCAAUUUAACUGGGAAGGGCUUAGCUUGUGGUUUCAGCACUGGCAUGCUGAAGAAAGAAAUUAAUCUCAAUUUGCACUGCUUCUGGUACUAUCUUUACACCAGUUCCUCCUUCUCUUUCCCCUAAAAGAAGCAAAACAAAAUCCCAACAGCAAUGAAAGCCCUUGUCCUGCUGUUUGAAAUGGAAUCUUGCAACCUUCCUGUGAGAAACAGAAAUAAAUGUUUAGUAUUUAUAA